Messenger RNA from Guillardia theta CCMP2712, 2508 nucleotides. RefSeq lists its product as hypothetical. The coding region runs from base 1 to 2355 and encodes 784 amino acids. Lineage: Eukaryota; Cryptophyceae; Pyrenomonadales; Geminigeraceae. The transcript is spliced from 22 exons. The record is from RefSeq and is a predicted model, not a curated record.
AUGAAGUGGAAACCUUGGGCAAAGAGGGCCAGCAUCGCAUGUUUGAGCCUAGCAUGCUUCUUUGAUGUCGUUGCAGCCAACGACGUCUAUGUGGUUGGCUACAAUGACUGGGGUCAGCUUGGUCUCGGCGACUAUCUUGAAAGAACAACAGAGACUCUUAUAGAUAGUAAGCUCCCUUUAGACCGUACGUAUGGUCUAGCUGCUGGGUUGUAUCACUCGGUUGCUCUCGGAGACACAAGCUCAACACAAGGGCUGGUGUACACCUGGGGCAGGAACAGCAAAGGACAGCUUGGCCUAGGACCAAUCUGGACCUCUCUCUCCCCGCAAGCGGUCCAAUGGAAAGCUUGUCCAGAGCCCAACAGCUGGGUUUGUAAUCCAAGCCUGUGCAAACCUGUUUGCGAUGCCAGCAAGUGCACGAGCUAUGGGUCUGCAAACUCCUACUGGAAGGUGUUGGGAGUCGACAAGGCCUCGGACAUGCAAUGCAUGAAGCCGCAGGAUGUCGUAUGGGGAAGUGCGUCUCAGCCACAAAUCGUGCAGACCGUCGCCUCUGUGGACUCCACGUUCGUGUUGACCAAGCAAGAGAUGUUGGCAAGGCCUGAUGGGAAGUACUUUCGCAGUGUCCCGAUGCUGAUUAAUUCUAUUCAAGACCUUCAUUUUCUUGAGCUUGCGGCUGGAGAUUUCCACGUGAUUGCUCUGAAUGAUCUUGGAGAGGUUUGGUCGUGGGGCAACAAUGUCGAAGGACAGCUCGGAGUGGGAGAUCUAUCUCAACGCUCUCAGCCAGCCAAAGUUGUGUACAUGGAUGGUUUGAAUACUGUCAAAGUCGCCGCAGGGUCGUACCACUCCUUGGUUCUGACAGACUUCGGGCAAGUUUACAGCAUGGGGUUGAACGCCAACGGGCAGCUUGGACUUGGCGAUUAUUCCUCGCGCAAGGCUCCGACGUUGAUCAAGUACCUUGCGACAAAGAACAUUUCGUCUAUUGCUUGUGGCGAUUAUGCGUCAUAUGCUAUUUCUGAUGCUGGAGAAGUGUUUGCUUGGGGUGACAACAGCUUCGGUCAAUUGGGUCAAAGUGCGGCCGUGACAUACAAUGAGCCCUCAUUGAUUCCAAGCUUGAAGAACGACGGUGCCAACGUGUACAAGGUUUUCGGAGGACAGCGAACGAUCUUCGCCAUUGACGAGUCAGGGAUUGUUUACGCUUUCGGCAACAACGAUUACGGCAUGCUUGGGCUAGGUGACAAAACUACUAGAAAGUUUCCCACGAAGAUAAGCAGCUUUGUCGGUGCCAACGUGUACGUGAUUGCAUCUGGAGCGUAUCAUACUAUUGCAGCGACAGGCUGCUGGGAGCAAGGCAACCCAUGCUCAGGGCACGGGACCUGCAACAGCAAUGGAGUUUGCAUUUGCGAUACAGGAUACAGGGGUUCUGUAUGCUCGGACCAGUGCCCUGGAGGAGUAGGAAACGCCUGCUCUCUACACGGAGACUGCAUUAUCCCGGGAACAGGCUCCUCAUACUGCCUGUGUUUCUCGGGUUACACUGGAAGCGCGUGUGAGAUCGAGUGCCCGGGAGGAGCUCUGAACCCGUGCUCUGGGAAUGGCGAGUGUCUGCCGACAGGAGUUUGUGAGUGCAACUCAGCUCACCACCCUUGCAGAUGCCCGGGAGCGAUGUCAAGCCCUUGCUCGGACCUCGGGCUGUGCGUCAACGGGGCCUGCUCCUGCUACACCGGGUUCACGGGUCUCAACUGCUCGACCGAGUGCGAGGGAGGGGCGUCGAACCCCUGCUCCUACAACGGGGAAUGUCUCCUGGACGGCAGCUGCCGUUGCUACACUGGCUUCCGUCGUCCUGACUGGUGCCGUGUGCCUGACCUUGUUCCCCCUCAUGACCCACUGCCCAGCUCUUGCGAGUGCCCGGGAGGUCACGACAACAUUUGCUAUGGCCAUGGGACGUGCACGCAGGACUGCGUCUGCUCAUGUCGCGUGGGCUACCGAGGAGCGAACUGCUCAUUGCAGUGUGCUGGAGGGCUGCUGGCGUAUCUGGAGGGAGAGCUGGUGACUGUCAAAGUCUGCAGCGGCCAUGGCGAGUGCGACGAGCAAGGAGCAUGUCUGUGCUACGGCGGAUGGAGCGGCAAGAUCUGUGACAAUGGACCGUAUGACUGGCUGCCUGUCAUUCUCAUCUCAAGCUCUUCGUUCCUCGUGUGCUGCUGCUGCAUCUGUGUCGGCAUCUGCAUUCGACGGCGCCAGAAGAAAUUCUCGAACCGCGAGAGGAAGCGACAAGCUCGUCGGAAGCUGCGAGGGAAGAAGAAGCACAAGUCGGGAGACCGAAAGAAAGAUCGAUCGAGGAAAAAGUCGAAGAUCAACAAAUGAUCUUGAAGGUUGUCAGAUCGUAGCUCAUGAAGCUUGUCUUGUCUGAUCACAGCUCAUGAUAGCAAGAAAGUUGAAAGGAGAUAAUUGUUGCCUGUCAGGUGAAGAAUAGAGAUGUUGUUAUUUUGUCUUUGUGAAUAUAUCUUGAUGUAACAC